AUGUCUGAUGGAAACGAUGAUAAUCCGGUGCAAACAAGCACCGAACAAAUGAAAGAAAUAAUUGCCGAAGAAGUAGGAAAGGCAAUUGAAGGAAGUCUAUCUGGGUUUAUAGACAAAAUUCAAAACACGGUGUUGUCGCUUGUCGAAAAGCGAGUUAAAGGGUUGGAGGAUAGCGUCAAUCUUAUGAAGGAGAAAACGGGAGAUCGUAAAGGAUGGAUAAGUGACGUCGAAGGAGUGUUUGAACGAACCCACUGUGACGUAGGUAACUUUGUUGCUUACGAGACGGGUCAAUUGAGAAAUCAAGCCAAGGAUUGGUGGGACAAUAAAAAGAAGGAAGUGGGAGCCGAAGCGGCAAAGGCUAUGACUUGGGACGAGUUUAAGGUGCCGUUCCUUAAACACCAUAGUCCCAAAGCAGUUAUCAACAGGAUCAAAGAGGAAUUUAUCCAAUUAAGACAAAAGGGAGAAUCAAUUGAUAAGAUCAUGGGUAUCUUCAUGGAUAAGCUGAGGUUUUGUGACGAGUUAGUCACCACUGAAGAGCAGAAGAUAUACUAUUAUUACAACAUGUUGAGCGCUGAAUAUAGGGAGUUUAUGACUCCUUCAAAAUACGAGACCCUUACCGAAAUCAUAAACGUUGCUCGGGAACGGGAGAUUGAGCUAAAGAAACAAGUUGAAAGAGGUGAGCGAAGGGCACAAGAUGUGAAUCCAAGCCCUACAAAGAAAGCCCGAACUGGAGAAUCGGGAAGGAAGGUUGAUGCUAAAGGCGGGUCGCCAAGUUGCAAAGUUUGUGGGAAGGGGCACAAAGGUGAGUGCCGCUUCAAAGACAAGCCGUGUCUAGUAUGUGGGAAGACGGGACACACUGCAUCGCUAUGUCCCGGAAAAGUUUCCGUUUGUUACAAAUGUUAUCAACCCGGCCACAAGAAGUCUGAAUGUCCCGAGUUGGUUGGAAGGAAAGAGACUAAAGAGCCUCCAGCAGAAGCUCCCAAAGCGAAGGCUAGGUCCUUCUAUCUUACCGCGGUUGAAGCAAAAACAGAACCCGAUGUGGUCUCAGGCAAAUGUGGUGGCGGAUGCUCUGAGCAGAAAAGCAGACUAUGUCCCAAUACGGGUAAGAUCGAUGCAGCUCGUGGUGACCUCGGGUAUACUAGAACAUAUCCGAGAAGCGCAAUUAGAAGCAGUGAAAGAGGAGAAUUGGAAGAGAGAAAGAAUAAUCGGCCAAUUGAAAGAUUUGUCGGAUGGGAAUAA
Molecule: messenger RNA, 1239 nt
Organism: Helianthus annuus (common sunflower)
Lineage: Eukaryota; Viridiplantae; Streptophyta; Magnoliopsida; Asterales; Asteraceae
Exons: 3
Coding region: 1-1239 (412 amino acids)
Molecular function (GO): zinc ion binding; nucleic acid binding
Source: RefSeq, a predicted model, not a curated record